UGCGCGCGUUCCCGGAACUAUUAAAAAAAUAUACGCCCGUUUGUUCCGGGGGGACGCUUUACAGCGACGGACUGGAAGUAGGAUUUCUUCAGUUAAGUCGUUUGGUGACUUAAGAAUUAGUGUGCGGUGGAAUCUAAGUAUUUUCACGUCCAAUAAAGUAUGGCCGAGACCACGGAAACACAGAAGGAGUACGAGGAGCUGUUCGCCCACAGAUUUACUUCCGAGGACCCUGAAUACCAGCAGUACAAGAGCCGGCCACCGGACCCCCCACCCAUCGUGGAGGACUGGAGGAGUCGUGGAGGAAACCACAGAGGCAGGGACAGGGACCGUCGUGGAGGUCGUGGGUGGGGUGGAGGCGGAGGUUGGGGAGGAGACCGAGGCUGGAGAGGGGACCAUCGUGGGCAGCAGAACUGGCACGACAGAGACCGAGACCGAGACAGGCACUCGGGUCAUGGAAGUGGGUAUCGCUCAGGUCCUCCAAACUCGUACCAGGGGUACAACUCUCAUCAUCAGAGACCACAUUAUGACCGCUACUGAUCUCCUCUUCUGUCUCUCAGGUGUUGUCAGUGGUAUUCUUAGUAUUCACAGUCUUAAUACUUACAUUGCAGUUCCAUAUGAGGAAAUGUGCAACUGUUGUCUCAUUCUCAUAAGCUGAUCAAUAGAUCAAUAUUAUUUACUGUUCAUCAUUAUGAUUGGAGGAACUUAGUCAACAGUCUGAAAACAAAAUAUUAUCGUCUAAAUAGGGAAAAAAAAAAUCAAAUACUCCGAAUAACUUCUGUAAUGUGACAGAAGAAAUUGUUCAACUUCCGUUUCAUUUAAAUAAGCACUGUUGUUUUUCUGUAGCCACGUCACAUUUCUCCCUCUCAUCUCUCAGCAACACUGAAAAUAACUUCUCUUUUUUUGUCCUAUCGUUUAUUUUAACAAUAUCUGAUUAUGACGUCAUCACUCAGGAGUUGUUUUGAGCUCAGAUAGUUUUGCCGCCACAUUUUUCACGUGCUUUGAUACCAGGGUGGUGUUACGAUGUACAGUACAGUAUUAUUGCAAACAGUGAUUCUGAUUCCAGAGAGAAUUUAUUUGUAUUGCAGCGUUUAUUAUUCUGAAUCACACGGAUACUUUUGAACUGAGCUGUUGUCAAUAAACGUGUAUUUUUCGUAAUC
Messenger RNA from Acanthopagrus latus (yellowfin seabream), 1157 nucleotides. Its product is annotated as RNA guanine-N7 methyltransferase activating subunit-like. The transcript is spliced from 3 exons. NCBI's taxonomy places the organism in Eukaryota, Metazoa, Chordata, Actinopteri, Spariformes, Sparidae. Gene Ontology annotation, biological process: RNA 5'-cap (guanine-N7)-methylation. The record is from RefSeq and is a predicted model, not a curated record. The coding region runs from base 160 to 537 and encodes 125 amino acids. Gene Ontology annotation, molecular function: RNA binding.